Messenger RNA from Gambusia affinis (western mosquitofish), 1477 nucleotides. RefSeq lists its product as uncharacterized. The record is from RefSeq and is a predicted model, not a curated record. The coding region runs from base 135 to 974 and encodes 279 amino acids. Lineage: Eukaryota; Metazoa; Chordata; Actinopteri; Cyprinodontiformes; Poeciliidae. Gene Ontology annotation, molecular function: transmembrane signaling receptor activity. Gene Ontology annotation, cellular component: plasma membrane. The transcript is spliced from 7 exons.
UCGUCAGAUUUUAACUCUGCUGAAUAAAAACGAGAGAAAAGUAAACUUUGAGUUUAGAGGAAGGAGACGAGACGUUCCUGUUUUUGAAGUGAAGGAGGAAGAGAAGCGAAGUUAGAAACCGGCAGCAGCUCAGGAUGAAGGUCACCUUGAUCUGCCUCUUCUUCUUCACAGAACUGCACAAUGGAGAACUUGGUUUUGUUCCAGGAAGAACCUACACACAGAUGAAGGGAAAAAACAUCACAGUUUCAUGUUCAUUUACCUUCUCUGGGAGGACAAUGUACUUCUGUAAGACAGACUGCAGCAGAGAAAACAUUCUUGUUGAAACGACUGAUUACAGAGCCCAGAGUGGCAGAUACAUCAUUGAAUUUAACAGAACUGGUUUUGCAUCACAUGUUGUUUAUGUGAGCAUUACGGAGCUGAAAACGUCGGACUCUGGAUGGUACAGAUGCACUUUGGGCAGGAUUCAACACGAUGAUUUUAAGAUUGUUGUCGUCUCUGCUUCCCCAACAGCAACAUCAACAGGGAGACUGAGCUUCUCUUCUUCUCCUCCUUUCUCCUCUGAAACCACCAAACCCUCCAGCACGUCAGCGCCACCUGCAGGGGUUCUGCUUUCUGUCGGUGUGGCUCUAACCAUCAUUAUCAUCGUUUUGGCUGCAGCGCUUCUGGUUUUCUUCAAAUACAGGAAAAACAAGCAGCAUAAAGCAGGUUCUGCAGAGCCGUCAGUAGGAACAGAGUAUGCCACCGUCAUAAAGCCCCACAGCGUAAAGAGGGAAACUGAAACCCAAAACACAGUUGAAAGUGACAGCCUCGAUUAUUCCGAGGUGCAUUUUCCCAAACAUACCACCAACCUGCACAGCUGCGCCCCCUGUGGUAACCAUGGAGACAGCGUCAUCUACGCUGAGCCUCGGACAGUCGGAAAACAUGGCGGCUGCAGUAAAGAGGAUUCAGCUCGGCAACGUUUAGUCACACUGUAGCACAAACCAAAAAUAAACAACAAUUUAGUUUCAUGUCAGUGACGGCGCUGCAAAGCAAAAGGUGAAAUAAAUCUAAUAAUUUUUAUGUUAAACUUUAUCUUUAGGAACUUUAAAUCAUUAGACUAAUUUGAUCCUUUAAGUGAUUUUGAAUAAUAAACUGCAGGUUUGUACAGAGAAGGAUUUUUAUUUAAAUCUAACAAGAAGCUGCAGGCCCAGAACUCAACCUAAAGGUUAUGAAACUUUACCCAGUUAUUUUUGCUAAAUGUCAAAAAACCUGUAGAAUAAUUGAGGAGAUUUUUCCAGUUCAGAUGGUUUUGAUAUCUUGUUUUUGUAAUCACAAAUACGCAAUGUAAUCAUUCUGUUUUUUUGUUUGUUUUUUUUGUUGUUUUUUUUUCAGAUUGCUUUAAUAUGUUUUAUGAAAGCUUUGAAAUGAUUUCAUCUUUUAUUUUUAUUCUUUCAUGUGGAUUUCUACAUGGGAAAGAUUUGUAAAUACUUUAAACCAA